Molecule: messenger RNA, 2604 nt
Organism: Fusarium pseudograminearum CS3096
Lineage: Eukaryota; Fungi; Ascomycota; Sordariomycetes; Hypocreales; Nectriaceae
Exons: 3
Coding region: 1-2604 (867 amino acids)
Cellular component (GO): endoplasmic reticulum; Golgi apparatus
Source: RefSeq, a predicted model, not a curated record
AUGACUGCGCCUGGCAAAGGGUCGCGCUGGGGCGCCUUCCUCUCUUCAGCCUUUGAAGGUGUUGAAAACCGUCUCGAUAACUUGCUCGACGAAGAACAACAGGCCGCGCAGGCAUCACAGCAAUAUGAACAGCAGCAGGGAAUGAAGGCCGCGCCGCCUGCCCCAUCACCGAGUCCCAAGCCUACAACCCCUGCUGUAGUUCCAAAGCCGAAUCGAGCCAAUGACCGACUACAAGCCAGGCUGGCCAAAGCAAUCGCAUCGCGAACUUCACAAUCUUCCCCACGUAGCUCCAUUGAUACCGCCCGUGGCUCUGUAGACAAGGAACGACCUGCCAGCACUGAGCCUGUCGUGUCGAGACAAAGUACAGAUACGCCAGAGCCGAAGCCUACUGAACACGAAAGCCCAGUCGCUGAGCCUACACCUGUCGUCGAACCAUCCUCUACUUUCGCAGAAUCACAACCAAGAAGCUCUCAAGAUACUCAGGAUACAAGUCAAAGCGGGCAAAAUGCUAAGCAAGAAUUCACGACACCAAUUAUAAUAGAACCACAGUCCGACACAGAAUCUCAAACUGCUCCAGCGCAGCAAGCAACAGACAAGACUGAAGGGCAACCGCAGUCUCUAGACCAUGAACCUGAUGUUCCUAAAGCUACGGAGACGACACAAGCCACGACUACGUCCGAGGAACUACCGCAAUCAGAACAAGAUUCCAGCCAGGCCGACAAGAACCGCUCAGACGAGGUCCAAGAAUAUAUUGAGCAGAUCGACUCCUUACAGGCUAAGCUACAAUACCUUUCCAAGAAUGCUGCGGACACAGCUAAGCAAGCUGCAAACUCGGCCGCUGCGGGUAGCGCGGAGCGCAAGUUGGCGGAAAAGGACGAAAAGAUUGCCCUUUUAAUGGAGGAAGGACAGAAGCUUUCUACCUCAGAACAGAAAUUCCGAACAACCGUCCGUAAGCUGCGGCUGCAAAUCACCGAAAACGAGAAGCAGGCAAAUGAGCUCAAAAAGGACAGGGAGAAAGCCUUGGUUGAAACAGAAGCUCUACGCAGCCGAAUUAACAGCAAGGAAGAGCAAGAAAAGAGGAAUGAGGAGGUUCGGAAGGCUAGUGCCGCACUUCAGAAACAGAUCGAUGCACUUAAAAGGGACAAGACGGCCGGAGAGGAAGCCUAUCGACGCUUGGAACGGGAAUCCAAAACAAAGGCCGAACAAGCACAGGCUGCUCAUACUGAGGCCCUAAACAAGGCGCUAGAUGCUGAAAAGAAACGGCAGAAGGAACUUGAAGGCAGCAUCGCUACGUUACGUUCAGAAAAAGAAGCAUUGGUCGAGAGGCUGCGCCUCACUGAAAUUGAGUGGCAAGAGAAGUUGGACCGGGCAGUAGAACGCGGCCGCAACGUUGAGGAAGAAUUGAAGCUGGAACUCCGAGCGGCUGAGAGUAAGCUAGAGGCCAUGAGAGCAGCGGCGGAGGAGGCUUCUGCAGGAUCCGGAGGUGACAUCAAGUUGAUACGACAUAUUGAAACCCUCCAGUCACAGUAUGCCUCAGCUAGUGAGAACUGGCAAGGCAUUGAAACAUCGUUACUGACAAAGGCGGCCAAUCUUGAAAAGGAGAGAGACGAGGCGCAACGGCGAGAGUCGGAAAUGCGCAAGAAGGCCCGCGACUCGGCCAGCCGCUGCAAACGUCUUGAAGAUGAACUACAAGCUGUCAGCCCAGCUCUUGCAACCGCUCGACAAGAGCUUGAGGCAUGCCGUGAGGAACUCGCUACCCUCAGAACCCAGCACGUGAGUGCCGAAACAGCACUUGAACAGGCCCGCAGCGACCUCGAGAAGCACCAGCGAGCUGCCAGUAGAGAGGUGUCCGCUGAGGCUGAGCGAAGACAAUGGGCAGACGAGGUUGCGAUAAGCACACCAAAGUCUCAAAGCAGACCCGACUCUCCAUUGCUUUCCGUAGCUCGGACGUUCAGCUCAGACCUUAUUGGUCUCCCUGUGCCAGGCAGACAGCCACGUCGGGUACCUACUCCUGGGAGUCAAACUGACAGUGCGGGCGAAGGCUUCUUCUUUGGCAGAAGAAUGUCCAGUCAGCCUCCUCGACCAAGUGCCUUGUCCACGACUGGACCCAUGAUGCCACCGCCACCUCCUUUCUCGCCCUUUGAGCCACCUAGCGAGUCACCUCGCGCAGCGUCACCACCGCCAGAUCGCGACGAUCUCGAGGACGGUGAUCCCUCUUCUCCUCGAAAUAUGGCGCAGGACAUGAUUUCAGUGUCAACGGUUGGUGCUGGUCCUUCGGUGCAGCUUGUUGAGAGAAUGAGUGCGGCGAUCCGACGACUAGAGGCCGAGAAGGUGGCUUCCAAGGAAGAGAUGGCUCGCGUUUGCAGCCAGCGAGACGAAGCGCGAUCUGACAUUGUGAACCUCAUGACUGAGUUGGAAGCCCAGAAGGGUGCCACAGCACGAGUCACGGAAUUAGAAACGGAGGUGGAGAACAUCAAUUCUCGAUACCAAACUACUUUAGAAAUGUUGGGUGAGAAGAGUGAGCUUGUAGAGGAGCUGAAGGCCGAUGUUCAGGACGUCAAGGAUAUGUAUCGCGAACUGGUAGAGCGGACAGUGACGAAAUAA